UAUCGAACCGAAGAAAUGUUCCGAUUGUUACCGCGUUUUCGUACGUUGUUAAUAAAAGCUGUAUUUAAGUAAAAUUAUUAAGCUUAGCCAACAUAAUUUAAUCAGGAAAUCUAUUCAUAAUGACUGGAGGCACCCCACCGAAACGCUCCCCGCUGUGGAUCGGCACCCAUAACGGCACUUUUCACUGUGAUGAAGUGGUCGCAUGUUUUAUGCUUAAGCAGUUAGAAGAGUUUAAAAACGCCGAGAUUUUCCGGAGCCGUGACAACAAGGCAUUGCAUGAAAAAUGUGACAUUAUAGUAGAUGUUGGAGGCGAGUAUGAUCAUGCAAAAAAAUGGUACGAUCACCACCAGCAAACCUUCAAGGAAACGUUCAAGUCCAUUCGAACGGAAGUCAGCGAGGAUUUCAACAUUAUCAGGCUAAGCAGUGCCGGUUUGAUUUACAGCCACUAUGGCGAGCGUGUCAUCCAGAGUAUCUUGCAGCGGGAAAAGGGCAUUACACUGUCACCAGAGAACCUGCAACUGGCCUUUGUCCAAAUCUACAGGAAUUUUAUCAGCGAAUUGGACGCCAUUGACAACGGAGUGCCAAUGUUUGAGGGCGGCGAGCCUAUCUACAAAAUCUCCACCCAUCUAUCCGCCCGCAUUGGCAAGCUUAAUCCUUCUUGGCAGGAAACUGGAGUUGACAUCGAAGAGCGAUUUAGACUAGCAAUGGAAACUGCUGGAAAAGAGUUUGUGGAAAACGUUGUAGAAGUUGCGUGCUCUUGGAUUGCGGCCAGGGAUCACGUACGAGAAGCUCUCAUACAGGCCAAAAACGUACAUCCCUCUGGAGAGAUUCUCGUCCUGAAGGUCUUCUGCCCCUGGAAGGCUCAUCUGGCUGAUCUCGAGAAGGAGUACCAGGUUGAAGGUGUGCCCAAGCUAAUCGUCUUUAACGACGGCAGUAGUUGGAGAGUGGCCGGAGUUCCUGUGACGCCUAGCAGCUUCCUGGGGCGCAAGUUCCUGCCAAUUCCCUGGCGUGGACUGAGAGACGAUGAUCUGAGCCAAAAGGCUGGUAUCAAAGAUCUCAUAUUUGUCCAUCACAACGGAUUUAUCGGUGGUGCCAAAACGGAAGAGGCGGCAAUGUUGUUAGCCAAGAAAGCUGUCGAGUGGGCAGAUGGGCAAUAAACGACUACUAUAUGCAAGGAA
Messenger RNA from Drosophila eugracilis, 1178 nucleotides. RefSeq names its product MYG1 protein C27H6.8. The coding region runs from base 120 to 1157 and encodes 345 amino acids. Lineage: Eukaryota; Metazoa; Arthropoda; Insecta; Diptera; Drosophilidae. The transcript is spliced from 2 exons. The record is from RefSeq and is a predicted model, not a curated record. Gene Ontology annotation, cellular component: cytoplasm; nucleus.